UGAAUAGAGACGACACUUUCGACUACAGACUACACUCAUUUGAAUUUGUUAUCAAAAUUUGUUAUUCACCAUUGGUUUAGUUUAACGGGUUUCGUACGGCUCAGACAAUUGGCUCCAAUGGCCAAACCAGCGCAGCAGGACUCCGAGGUACCCCAGCCGCCGGCCCCGUCCAUUCUCGGAUUACCCAACAGCCCGUCCAGAUCAUCGAUUUACAUCUACAAUCCCUACGAGAAACGCACUGUUGAGGUACCGCUAACCAACUUCGAUGCAUUCGUCUCGCUGCUGAAGUGCGUGAUUGGCACAGGCAUUCUGGCCAUGCCGCUGGCCAUGCGCUACGCUGGCAUCGUGUCCGGCGUGCUGCUCUCCGUGCUGCUAAUGGUCCUGCUUACCUACUGCAUUCACUUGCUGAUCACUGGCAUGACCGAGUGCUGUCGACGCAUCCACGUGCCGCAAGUGUCCAUGCCGCAGGCCGUGCAGAUUGCUUACGAGCUGGGGCCGGCCUGUGUGCAUUGCUUUGCCCGUGCGGCCGGCAUUUCGACCACCUGUGUUUUGGUUUUUGGCCAGUUUGGCCUCUGCUGCGUUUACAUUGUGUUUGUCUCAAAGAACUUUAAGGAAAUCGGCGACUUCUACUUCAAGGACUACCACGAGCGCUACUACGUUCUCGGUGUCUGUGUGCUGCAGCUGCCAUUCUUUAUGAUACGUAAACUGAAGUUUUUGGUUCCACUGAACCUCGUCUCGAAUAUUCUGCUCUAUGCCGGAUUCUUGUGCAUCAUGUAUUACUUGUUUCAGGGCCUGCCCAGCUUACAGGAUCGCGAAAUGUUCAAGCCACCCCAGGACUAUAUGAUGUUCUUCGGCAUCGCAGCCUUCUCCCUCACAGCCGUCGGCUCAAUGCUGGUCGUGGAGGCUAACAUGGCGCAUCCAGAGAGUUACUUGGGUUUCUUUGGUGUCCUCAAUCUAGCCGUGUUCUUCAUACUUUGCUCGAAUCUAUUUUUUGGAAUCAUGGGCUAUUGGCGCUAUGGCGAGCAAGUGGAGGCCAGCAUUACGCUCAAUAUUCCACAGAGCGAAGUUCUCUCACAGUUCAUCAAGGUGGCCAUCGCCUGUGGCAUUUUCUUGAGUUACCCAUUGAACGGGUUCGUGUUCAUAACGAUCGUCUUCAGCGAUUACGGCGAUAAUGCAGUCGAGCACAAGUGCCGCACUACGGCGGAGAUCUUAGUGCGCCUCUCGUUCCUCCUCCUAACAGGUAUCGUGGCUGCUGUGGUGCCCAAUCUGGCAGCCUUGACCGAGUUGGAAGGCGCAUUUUCCCUCUGCAACUUAAACCUGCUCUGCCCGGCGCUGAUCGAUAUAUUUGUGAACUAUGAGACGGGCUAUGGUCGUCUACGCUGGAAGCUCAUACGCGAUAUUCUCCUAAUAAUAAUCGGCGUUGUCUUCGGCGUUGUGGGCUGCACUGUGGCCAUACAGCAGCUGGUGGCUGAUCUAUCGGCGAAGCCUUCUGGGCAUGGCAAAAGCUGACGACGCCAACUCCCUGCCGCUGCAUUUAACAGUUAAACCCUUGGCUAUCUAUUUAAGCAGGUUUUACAUUUACAUUAUUUGCAGCUGUUGUUGUUGCUACUGCUGCUGCUGCUGCUGUUAGUUGUCUGCUAAGCUUUGUUGAGUUUUAAUUAAUUGCCCGGGCAAGUGUUUUGUCGGCUGUUCUUCAUCCCAGCUAAGCCAGCGACCAGGAUUUGUGUAUAUUAGACUACAAUUUGCUGCCACUUCAGAUUCUCUACGUUUUCCGUAAGUUGCUUUCUGUAUGUUUGUAAUAGUGGCUAGUUCAAAUGAAAGCAAUAAUAGAUGACGAUAGUCUAGUAGGUAUACUUGUGUGAGUGGACUAGAGUCGUAAGGCAGUUAAACUUAAGUGUAGGGUAUUUCAGAGUCGGGCAUUCGCACCUUACAUAUGAUAUCGAUUGCUGGUGGCAUUAAUUAGGCGCUGCCCCGGCUGCACGUAAGCUGAUCAACUGCGCAAAUCAUUUUAAAUGAAACGAGCUGUAAUCAAAUGCAGUCAGUCAGUCAGUCAGGCAGACAGACGGACAGAAAGACAGCCACAACAAUUGCGCCGAGUCCUUUGCGAUUCUAAAAUUGAAUUCCUUGCCUCAGUGGAGCCCAAACACAGAACUUGCUUGCCAAAGUUCGUUGGUAGCUGUUGUGGCCCCAGCACAAUAAACUAAAAGACAAAUACAAAUACAAACACAAAUGCGCCGAGACGUCCUGCCGUUCCAUUGCCGGCUACCCAGCUACAGCAAAUAUAUACAGCAACUGCAACUGCAACUGCUGACGUCGACGCCGACGCCGACGCCGACGCCGAUGCCGAUGCCGAUGCUGAUGGCGAUGCCGACGCCGACUGUUGACUGUGGCAGUGUAAAUAGCAAAAUACAAUAAAAAAAUAAAAGUAAAAAAAAAUAAUAAAACAAAAAGAAUGCAAGUAGAAAAGGCAUGAUGCGAAAAUAGUAAAGCAGCUCCUCAAGGAACUGCACGACGACGAUUGCGACCACUGCAGCAAACACACAGAACACAAUUUCCAUUCUUCAAAUAGGAAUACAAAACAACAACAAAAUAAACGAACGAAUAAAAAGAAGGAAGAAAUCUUGCAACUGCCUGCGACAGAGCUCGCGUAGGGGUAGGAGGAAAAAAGAGAGUGAGAGAGGGAGAGGGAGCCCAACAAAGGCCGAGGCUGUUGUCCUCGGGCAUGAUUUUUGCAGACAUGUUGCUUAAAACUUAAUUUACAAUCGCUUCGCAGUGGCCCUUCUCAGCCAGCCAGAGGAAAUCAGCUAAACAAGCGCCAACCAAAAUGGGAUCCAGCCUAGGCUGACACUGUACGACUCAGCUGCGACCAGGAUACCAAAAUUUGCUAGCGGCGGCCCGUUACAAAUAAUUUUCGUAUAUAAUUUCGUGGAGCUUUGCCCACAGAAUAAAAAAAAAAAACUGAAAUGGCAA
Molecule: messenger RNA, 2970 nt
Organism: Drosophila mojavensis
Lineage: Eukaryota; Metazoa; Arthropoda; Insecta; Diptera; Drosophilidae
Product: glutamate transporter polyphemus
Exons: 7
Coding region: 118-1509 (463 amino acids)
Biological process (GO): amino acid transmembrane transport
Cellular component (GO): vacuolar membrane
Molecular function (GO): amino acid transmembrane transporter activity
Source: RefSeq, a predicted model, not a curated record